AAAAACAACUGCAACAUCAAAAAACAACAAAUAAAAAAUAAUAAACAAAAAACAAGCGACGUAGACGACGGCCCCCAGGACAAAAAUCAAUUGCAAAAAUUGAAACUUAUGGAUUGCUGGACGGGUAACGCCCGACUGGCGAGUGUUUUAGUUUAAGCAGCGUAAGCUGUCACCGACAUGGGCAGUGAGCACUACUGCUUGAGGUGGAACAAUUACCAAUCCAACCUGUUAGGGGUGUUUAGUCAAUUACUACAAGACGGGAGCCUGGUGGACGUCACAUUAGUUUGUUCAGAGGGCACAUCCAUCAGAGCCCAUAAGGUGGUCCUCUCGGCUUGUUCCUCGUACUUCCAGAGCCUGUUCCUGGAGCAUCCCGAAAGACAUCCAAUUGUGAUAUUGAAGGACGUCCGUUUUGCCGAGCUGCAAACCUUAGUUGAAUUCAUGUACAAGGGCGAGGUGAACGUGCAAUACUGUCAGUUGUCCGCACUGCUCAAGACAGCCGAAUCACUCAAGGUCAAGGGUCUUGCCGAGAUGACAAAUCAGAAUACAACGCUGCGCGAACCGGAACGUGAACCCGAUCGACUGCGUCCCCAUUCGCAGGCCAGCGGCGGCGGCAGUGGCGGUGGCGCCCACAAGGCCGCCGACAGUCCGGCGUCAGCACUGGAUGCGGCUUCUUCAGCGGCGACCUCAGCAGCAGCAGCAGCAGCAGCGGCAGCGGCAUCAGCGGCCACCAGCAGCAGCACGAGCACGAGCACCAGUGGCAGCGGCAGCUCCUCCACCUCAACCUCAGCAACAGCGGCGGCGGCAUCAGCCACAGCGGCGGCUACAGCGGAGAGUUCAGCGACAGGCGGUGGCGGUGGCGGUGGCGGUGGCAGCAGUAGUAGUACAACAGCAACAUCUGCCACAGCAGCAGCAGCCGCAGCGGCAACAUCGGCCACAACAUCUGCCACAACGCCUGCCGAAGAAGCGACAUCCGCGUCCAGCGGCAGCCACAAGCGAGAGGCGAGCGAUCGGUGCAGUCCACCGCCAGCGAAGCGUUACGCAGUCUCCGGCGGCUCGGUGAGGAUCAAUCUCGAUGAGGACGAUGAUGAGGAGGACGAGGAGCUGGAGGAUCAGCUGGUGAGGGGCCUGCAUGUGGGCGAGGAUGCAGACGAUGAUGUUGAUGACAUUGACGAUGUUGGGGAUGACGACGAGGACGAGGAGGAGGACACACCCAUGCCGCUAGAUCUCUAUCAAAGACGUGACGCCGCCUCCGGCUCUGCCUCGGCCUCGACCUCUGUCUUGGCCUCAGGCUCUGGCUCUGGCGGUGAGCAUAAAAAUGUUGCAAGUGCGGCGGCAACAGAGCAGCCGCAGCAGCACCAGCAGCAGAGUGGUGGCACCACCAGCAGCGCCACCGCCAGCAGCAGCAGCAGCAACAACAACAACCUCAGCAACAACAAUAACAACAACUCCAGCAGCAGCAACAACAACAACAGCGGGAGUGGAAGCGGAAGCGGAAGUGGAAGUGGAAGCGGCAUCAAAGCUACCUCAAUGGCUGCCUCGGCUGCCAGCAAUGGCGAAAGCAUCGAUCUGGCUGUGGUCGCCGUCGAGGAUGACGACGACGAUGAGGACGAGGAUGCCCUGCACCAUGACGAGGAUAAUGUCAACACACGGCACAAUGCGGCGGCCCAUCAUCGCCACCGCCACCACCACCACCAUCACGAUGACGAUGAUCUCGAUGACGACGAUGUUGUCGUGGUGGGCAGCGCCUCAGCGGCAUCAGCAGCAGCAGCUGCAGCGGCAGCGGCAGCCACAACCACAGCCUCUGCUGCGGCAGCAGUUGCCCGAGAUAUUGCCCAAAGGAUUGCCCACCAGAGCAUACGCCUGAGCCACCACCAUCAUCAGCACCAGCACCAGCAGCAGCAGCAGCAGCAGCAGCACUCGCACCACCACCAGCAACAGCACUCGCACCACCAACAGCGGCAUCAACAGCACCACAACGAGGAUGAUGACGAUGAGGACGAGACGGUGGUGGGCUCGGGUGGCCUGCCAACCAUACCCAAGACCGAGAUCAUAGACGACGAUUACGACGAUGAGAUGGAUCUCGACGAUGACGAUGAGGCGGACAACAGCAGCAAUGACAUGGGGCUGAACAUGAAGAUAGGAGGCGGCGGCGGUGGUGUAGAUCUCUCCACGGGCUCCACUGUGAUUCCCUCGCCCCUGAUAUCCUUGCCCUCAUCCUCGGCCGCAGCAGCAGCAGCAGCGGCAGCGGCAGCAGCAGCAGCCGCUGUGGCAGCAGUCGAAUCGCAACGCUCAACGCCCGCCGGUGGCGGAGGAGGAGGCAGUGCGACCUGUGCCUCCGAUUUGAGUCUGGGGGCUGGCGGGCGUCCGGCAUCGCGGAGUUCACGUGAUGGCGGACCCGAAGGUCGAGCCGCCUCCAGUCUGCUGAGUCCCGGGACUGUGGCCAAUCUCUUGCCAGUGCAAUCGGUGCCAUUGAGCCUGAAGAAAGAAAUCGAUUGCAGUGAGGACGAUAACAGUAGUCACAGUAGACACAUGCAACCGCGUUCGGCAUCAGCUGGCGGCGGACUGGGCGGCGACCUUGACUAUCGCGCCUCCCACGAAUCGCUGCUGCGCAACUUCACCUCUCCGAUGAGCGCCAUGGCCUCCAGUCGCUGCCCCACGCCAUUCGCCUUCCCCUUCACGCCGCUGGGCCUGAGCCUCUUCGACAUCGAUCCGUCCAGAAUACUUAGCCUGCUCCACCACCAGACCUGGCUGGCCGAAGAGGCACUGAGGACUCGGGGUUUGCUGGCAGCACCCAAGGAUUUCACCCACCGUUUUACUACUUUAAGCGAUCUGCUGAACAAGGACUAUCAGCCGGUGGUCGGCCAGUCACCCACGACGGCCACGUCCACGGCAACGACGACGACAACGAGCCCAUCGUAUGCCAAGCAGACCACAACGAACCGUUCCAGCGAUGUACAGUACAAACAACAACAACAGCAACAACCUCAUGGAGGAUCUGCUGGAGCGCCAGUAGCUCCAGGCUCCAGCUCCAGCUCCAGCUCCACCUCCACUGGAGUGGCGGCAGCCUUCAACAUGCGUUACCCAACACCGACAGCCUUCUACCAGCAGCAGCAAUCGAAGGCGGCCAAGUCGUCGCCGUCGCCACAGCAGAUGGCCACCAGCUCCACCAGCUCCAUGGCCUGCAUCUCCCUUGAGUCGGGCAGCGGUGGCGAUGACAGCUGCAAGCGCAGCUCGGCGGACAGCGACGAGGUGACCAUCGUGGAGCUGCCCAGCGAGCGGAGCGCCCAGCUCUACAAGGAGUCGCUGGAGCAGCUGCUGCAGCGGCGACGCAUCAGCAGCAACAGCAGCAGCAGCACCCCCGGCGUGGGCCCAGCCACUGGCGGCGGUGGAGUCAUUGUCGAUGCCACCGGCCUGCGGCAGUAUACACAGCUGCUGCUGUCGGGUGCCGGCACACCGGUCAGCUGCACGGACACGUCGAGCAGCUGCAAGGAGAAGAGCUCCUCCUCGUCUACCUCAUCGACGCCGCCGCCCAGCUCCUCGCUGCUGGCGCAGCAUCAGCAGCUCAGCCAAAUGCUGAAGAGCCCCUCGGAUACGUGCUCCUCGCUGUUUAGCGGCUCGGAGCCCAUCGAGGAGGAGACCCGCUGCGUCGUGUGCAACGCCCACUUCCCCAAUGUGUGGCUGCUCGAGCAGCACGCCGCCCUGCAGCACCCCCACGUGGGGCCCGGCGAGGAGAAGCCCUUCAUCUGCGAGCAGUGCGGCCAGUCGUACCGCUACCGCAGCGCCUACGCCAAGCACAAGGAGCAGAAUCACCGGGCCCGCCUGCCCGCCGACAAGCUCUUCACCUGCGACGUCUGCGGCAUGCAGUUCCGCUACCUGAAGAGCUUCAAGAAGCACCGCCUCAAUCACGCCCUCGAGCGACUGCACGGCAAGAAGACCAUCGGAGUGGUCGGCCGCCUCGGUGGCUCCCUCUCUGUGUCGGUAUCGACUCCCGCAUCGGCAUCGGCAUCGGCAUCGGGCGGUCCCGUCGUGUCCACGCAAAUGGACCAGGAUGUGGUGACCAGCUCCCAGGAGCCGAUGCUGGCGGAUGAGGGCGAGGAUCUGCGGGUGAAUGUAAAGCGCGAGGGCUCAGACGAGACCCAUCCAGAAGCUGGCAGUGGCUUGGGCGGGGGCGGCGGCGGCGGCGGCAGCGAAGAGCAUGAACAGGACAACACCAUCGACUCGGCGGGUAUCACGAUGCUCUAUCAGGACAACAACUCCUCGGCCUCGGCCUCCACCAGUGCCACGGAGCCGAACAUCAGCAGCUCUGAUGGCAUUCAUAGUACAAACAAGCGGUCGCGACUGCACCACUUGGAAACGGAUCCCUCCUACCCACACCACCAUCACCACCACCAACAUCACCACCAUCACCAGCAGCAGCAGCAGCAGCAGCAGCAGCAGCAACAGCAGCAGCAGCAGGCACACGACUACAAGCUGUACGAGCGCGACAACAUCAUUGCCGCCUCCAAAUACGCCACGCCCAAGUCCGUCGAGCAGCUGACCAUCAAUGGAGGCGGCAGUCCACAGAUCUAUGCGCCCACCGCACAGGUGCUGGGCCAGCGCAUCGCACCGCAGAAGCACUCGCCCGUGUACGAGAAUCUCGAGUUCUACGGCCAGUUUGACUCGAAUCACAAGCGGGCCCAGCCGCAGAGCCCGGGCAGCCGGCAGAGCGCCAUGCUGAACGAUUAUCUGCUAAUGCAACCGAUUGGCGGCGGACGCUUUGCCCAUACGCCCGUGCCCGAGACGGUGGCGGUGACGCUAGCUGCCCGCGAGCCUCUGGAGGAAAUGGUGGCGCCCAUAUACGAGAACAUCAUACCGCAUUCGGGGCAGCGUGCCCAGCCGCAGGCAUCGCCGGCCACGGCCACCAUGUACCAGGAAAUGCCUGGCAAUGUGGCCGCUGCCUCAUCAUCCACUGGCCUGGAUCUCAAUGCGCUGCUCUCGUCGCCCAUGCACCAGCGCAGCAUCAGCACAAACAACUCACAGCAUGCCGCCGGCCCGGUGGGCUCGCCGACCCAACGGUACAGGAAUCUGUCGCUGCCCAGUCAUCUGAGUCCCGUGCCACCGCCCUCAUCCUCGUCGACGUCGCCCCUGCCAAUGUCCGUGUCCAAGCUGCAGCAGCACACACCCAUCAAGCAGCAAUCGGCUGGAGGCCACGGUGGCAUCAAUGUAUCGGUGAAUCCCAACUACAUUGAGGACAUCAACAGCUCGGACUAUGUCUGCAUGACGGCCAAUCUGCAUCGCAAUACGCUGGCUGCAUGCAGCAGCAGCUGCAGGCAUACCGGCAGGGCAGCACAGCCAGCAACAGCUUCCGCAAUGCCACAGCGAGCAGUCCAGGAGACACCAACAGCAGCAGGAGUAGCAGCAGCAGCAUCAGCGUCGUCCACAGCAAUAGCAUCGCUGCGUGCCACACCCAUAGCGAUGUCAGCACCCUUGGCAGUGGCCACAUCGCCCACGCCCUCACAGGGCAGCACAGCGGUCAAUGCCGCAUUGCGACCCCGAAAAGGUCUAACCAAGAAUCUGCUGCCGUAUAGCGUGACACCGCCGCGUCCGGCUGGUCCGACAGAGGCGCAGCGUAAAAUCGAGGAGCUCACACGACAGCUGGAGGAGGAAAUAGAGCAAAGUGAGGAACAUGGCGAGUACUUUGGCAUUUGUCACACUUGCGGGGAGAAGGUGAAGGGUGCCGGACAGGCGUGUCAGGCCAUGGGUAAUCUUUAUCACACGAAUUGCUUCAUUUGCUGCUCCUGCGGCCGAGCGUUGCGUGGCAAGGCCUUCUAUAAUGUGCAUGGACGUGUCUACUGCGAGGAGGAUUACAUGUAUUCGGGCUUCCAGCAAACGGCGGAAAAGUGCGCCAUUUGUGGGCAUUUGAUAAUGGAAAUGAUCUUGCAAGCCAUGGGCAAGUCGUAUCAUCCGGGCUGCUUCCGCUGCUGCGUAUGCAACGAGUGCCUGGACGGUGUGCCAUUCACCGUGGAUGUGGAUCAUAAGAUCUACUGCGUCAAUGACUAUCAUCGCAUGUUCGCGCCAAAAUGCGCCAGCUGUGGCAAAGGCAUUACACCCGUUGAGGGCACCGACGAGACCGUGCGUGUUGUGUCCAUGGACAAGGACUUCCAUGUGGAUUGCUACAUAUGCGAGGAGUGCGGCAUGCAGCUGACAGAUGAGCCGGAUAAGCGUUGCUAUCCAUUGGACGGGCGCUUGCUAUGCCGCGGCUGUCACCUGCAGCGUCUGGCCCUGCAAUCAUCACCGCACACACGCCACCAGGAGCCAGUGUGUGCCUCCUAUCAGUAUAUGGGCUAAAGACUGCACCUGCCUGCCCGUCUGCCUGCCUCCUCCUUCUCCCACUACACCACUGACUGAGAGAGCGAACAACAAAAUUAUUCCAAUAUCAAAAUAUUAUCUUAAACAAAAUGAGAAGACAA
This is a messenger RNA of Drosophila guanche, 6449 nucleotides long. It is a transcript of the gene jub, whose product is annotated as LIM domain-containing protein jub. Gene Ontology annotation, cellular component: nucleus; adherens junction; transcription regulator complex. The coding region runs from base 178 to 6327 and encodes 2049 amino acids. The record is from RefSeq and is a predicted model, not a curated record. Gene Ontology annotation, molecular function: protein binding; transcription corepressor activity. Lineage: Eukaryota; Metazoa; Arthropoda; Insecta; Diptera; Drosophilidae. The transcript has 15 exons. Gene Ontology annotation, biological process: regulation of transcription by RNA polymerase II; positive regulation of miRNA-mediated gene silencing; negative regulation of hippo signaling.